GAGAGAGAGAGAGAGAGAGAGAGAGACGGGUGUGUCGCUUGGGAGCGGCCAAGUCAGCUACGCGUUGUGGACAUGAUUAUUUCAAAGGAUCUGUUCCUCCUCGGCGACCAAGACUACCUGCGCCUUCCCAGUAACGAGAAGCGCCAGCAGCGGGCAAUGGGACGGCCGAUCAUCAAUGCUCCCAGAGUGGAAAGUUCAGCGCUACAGUUAGUAUGUCCGCUGGAUUCUCGUCCGGUGCAAUUAGUCUUCCGAAAUCUCCAAGUCGUAAAGGACAAAAGAUCACUUUUACGGGAUGUCUCCGGUGUCGUCAAACCAGGCGAACUCUUGGCUGUCAUGGGACCCUCAGGUUGCGGUAAAUCUACGCUGUUGAAUUGCCUGUCUGGCCGAAUUGGCUUGGACAGUGGUGAGAUUUGGUUAAACCGGGAAAGGCUUACUAAGAGAUGGCGACGAAGGAUUUGUUACGUUCAGCAGCAGGAUGUUUUUUUUCCCGAUCUCACACUUCGACAGACAUUAGAGUACCAAGCACGCCUCAGGCUUCCGGACACACUUUCCCAUUCGCAGAAGAUGCAGUGCGUGGAUCAUAUCAUCGAGGUUCUCGAUCUCGGGGCUUGCCAGGACACCAUUGUUGGAGACUACACAAAGCGAGGAUUAUCUGGUGGAGAAAAGAAAAGGACGAGUAUAGCCUGCGAAUUGCUUACGAAUCCUUCAUUAAUGUUACUAGAUGAGCCAACCAGCGGCCUGGACUCACACUCGGCCCAGGCUCUCAUAUCCCGUCUGAAGAAGUACGCGGAGCAAGAGGGCAAAAGCAUCGUGGUGACGGUGCACCAACCGAGCUCACGCAUGUUCCACAGCUUCAACAAGCUGUUGCUGCUCAGCAGGGGCCAGGUCGCUUAUUACGGCUCGACCGCCAACAUCGGCAGGUUUUUCUCCACCAUUGGUCUCACCCUCCUGCCGCACUAUAAUCCGGCCGACCUCAUACUGGAGCAAAUCAAGGGCCCCGAGGAGGUGAGGGAGCGGAUUGUUGCCGCAGCCCGGGCCGCAAGACAGGGACCUGACUGCCCGCCAGAACUUCGCCCGGAGUUCAAUCCCAGCCAACACCCGCUUUGCGACCAUCUCAUCCAUUAUCAUGAACAUCACAUUACUCACAACGCGAAGGAAGACGAGGGACGUACGUUGUGGCUGGACACGCAGAGCCAUGCCAGCAGCAACGCCAGCUCCGCCGACGACGACUACAGCUGGCAGUGGCCCACGAGCUUCUGGUCCCAGUUCAAAGUAUUAUCGGAGAGAAAUUUCCAAGAGGCGAGGCCUCGAAUGCUCUCGCGCCUCAAUUGGUUGCAGACCAUAGCGCUUGGUCUGUUAGCCGGAUUAUUGUGGUUCAGAUUGCCCAGAACAGAAGCAGCACUCCACGACAUUCAGGGCUGGAUGUUCUUCAGCACGACGUAUUGGAUGCUCUUCGCACACUUUGGCGCCCUCUCAAGCUUUCCGCCGGAACGGGAGGUCAUCAAUAAGGAACGAUUGUCGGGUUCGUAUCGUCUUUCAGCCUACUACCUCGCAAAGAUGGUUGGCGAGCUGCCGUUGACGAUUACCCUUCCUGCGGUCUACCACAUAAUUAGUUAUCCUAUGCUUGGCUUUCACAGCCUAGCCGUUUUCGUCACGUUAUUGGCGUUCUUACUUCUCAAUACAAUAGUAGCGCAGAGCGUCGGCUUCUUCGUCGGUGCCUGCUGCCUUGACUUGCAGGUGAGCAUCACGGCCUCGGCACUCUACACCCUGGCGACGCAACUGCUGGGCGGUUACCUGGCGACGGCAGUACCACCCUGGUUGGCCUGGGCGCGCUACGCGAGCAUGGUGCACUACGCUUAUCAAAACAUGCAAAUCCUCGAGUUCGGAGUCGGUGAGCCCAUAACGUGUUCUCAGCCCAGUAAGUUUGCCGAAUGUAAGAAUGCAACUACGAUACCGGUAACAGCGAUCCUUGAGAGUCAGGGUGGUGCCAAGAGCUACGGGCUGCCCUUGUGGGCUAACACGGCUGUGCUACUCGCCUUUCUCGUCGUUUUUAGGACGAUGGGUUACCUAGUGCUGCGCUAUUAUCGCGUACCCAAGUGAAUUGCUGCCGGCGUCAGAGCAACAAGAUUAAAUUGGUGAACGAAUGAGCGAGCGAUAAUGAGAGGACGGAAGAAUCAACACAGCCACAAUGUAUGCAAAUUUAUACACAAAAUACAAUUGACAUAUAUACAGGCAUAAUGACUCACACACCAACACAAAUUUAAAACGCAAACUU
Ceratosolen solmsi marchali is the source of this 2275-nucleotide messenger RNA. It is a transcript of the gene E23, whose product is annotated as ABC transporter G family member E23. Gene Ontology annotation, cellular component: plasma membrane. Gene Ontology annotation, molecular function: ATP hydrolysis activity; ATP binding; ABC-type transporter activity. The coding region runs from base 73 to 2100 and encodes 675 amino acids. The transcript has 12 exons. Gene Ontology annotation, biological process: transmembrane transport. NCBI's taxonomy places the organism in Eukaryota, Metazoa, Arthropoda, Insecta, Hymenoptera, Agaonidae. The record is from RefSeq and is a predicted model, not a curated record.